UUUAGUGGGACCAAUUUUCAUACACUUUCAUGAAACCUAGACCUUCAAAACCUAGACUUCCUCCUCCUUCUUCACAGGUCUCAGUAAGAUUAUGGUUACAGCUGACAUAGACAAUGGUGCCAGAAGAUAGAAGAACCUCUUCACUUACUCGCAUCAAGAGAGAGCUCACCCGAGUAAGCCUCAAAUCUUUAACAAAUGUUUCAGUAUUUGAACUGUUUGAGGCGGACCUUAAGAUUGCUGAUGCGACAGAAGAAAACCUUAGACAAAGUCAUUUCGCAACCUCAGAUUUCAGUACAUUCCUGAACGUACUGAAGAGCAGCCUAGGGUCGGGUCUGCUGGCAAUGCCGAGUGCCUUUAUGAACGCGGGACUGUUGGUGGGCUUCAUCGGAACAUUGUUUGUUGGGGUCAUUUGCGCACAUUGUACCUACAUUCUGGUCAAGUCCUCGCAGGCUUUGUGCUAUCACACCAAGAAAAGUCACCUCAACUACCCUGAGACUACCGAGGCAGCCUUGCAGUUCGCUCUCAAGGGGAGGUUCAAGAGACACGCCGAACUGGGCAGACAGAUUACCAACGUUUGUAUUCUGCUGCCGCAUUAUGGAGCUGGUAUAAUCUAUGUGUUGAUGGCAUCAGCAACUCUAAAACAGGUUUUUGAGAGCUACACAGGGUACAGCUACAGUCUGAGAUGGUACAUAUUGUUCAUCACAGUGCCUCUACUGCCCGUCGGUACAAUACGCCAGAUGAAGUACAUGGUGCCGUUCAGUGCGCUGGCCAACAUGUUCCUGCUUGUCGGAGUUACUGCCACUCUUUACUACUCCAUCAGCGACUUCCCGCCAGUUUCAUCUCGACCUUUGUGUGCUGGGAUUACCAAGUUUCCACUAUUUCUGUCUACCGUACUCUUUGGAAUGGAGGGAAUUGGAGUGAUUUUACCAAUUGAAAAUGCUAUGAAAAAUCCAAAACACUUCUUGGGAAUUACAGGGAUUUUGAACCGUGCCAUGAUAAUCGUGGUCUUCUUAUCCCUGACGGUCGGAUUCUUCGGGUAUGUAAAGUUCGGGGACUUGGUGGAAGGCAGCAUCACCUUGAAUCUCCCAGAAACUUGCUUGGCCCAGACAGUCAAGAUUCUAGUAGCCCUUGCUAUCCUGUGUACCUACGGACUGCAGAUCAUGGCUGCCGCGCAGGUUGUCUGGAAGGCCAUGGAGUCUCAUGUAUCCAAGGAGAACCAAGACUUUGCCUACUACACCAUGCGAGUCCUUAUGGUGAUUGGACACGUCAUCUCAGCCAUUCUGGUACCUCAACUAGCUCCAGUGAUAAGUCUAAUUGGAGCUGUAGGACUGACCAUGCUGGGGCUAGCAUUGCCUGCUGCGUUGGAAACACUCACCUUCUGGGACGAGGGGCUCGGCGUGGCGCAGUGGCGACUCUGGAAGAACAUAUUCCUCGGGUUGGCAGCAGUGGUCACUCUGUUUAGCGGAACUUGGGUCAGUCUUUCACAGAUCAUCGAGGUGUACAGUUGAACUUAUGAUUGGUCAGAGAAAGAUUUGUUUUUGUACAUUCCAUUUUGUUUUCAUACAAUUAAUCAUAAAUUCUUCGCGACAGCGAAACACACUUAGGUGCAUAUUUUAAGCUGAAUCUGAAUAUAAUAUGUUUAGGAUGGAGUGAGAUGAUCUUUGUACAGUUCAUUUGGCGAGUGAAAAACCAAACAAAAAGAUCCACAGUAGCGCU
Messenger RNA from Macrosteles quadrilineatus (aster leafhopper), 1716 nucleotides. RefSeq names its product proton-coupled amino acid transporter-like protein pathetic. The transcript is spliced from 9 exons. Gene Ontology annotation, cellular component: vacuolar membrane. Gene Ontology annotation, molecular function: amino acid transmembrane transporter activity. The coding region runs from base 114 to 1508 and encodes 464 amino acids. The record is from RefSeq and is a predicted model, not a curated record. Gene Ontology annotation, biological process: amino acid transmembrane transport. NCBI's taxonomy places the organism in Eukaryota, Metazoa, Arthropoda, Insecta, Hemiptera, Cicadellidae.